Messenger RNA from Nanorana parkeri, 1026 nucleotides. RefSeq names its product transmembrane protein 38B (gene TMEM38B). Gene Ontology annotation, biological process: potassium ion transmembrane transport. The transcript is spliced from 6 exons. Gene Ontology annotation, cellular component: membrane. Gene Ontology annotation, molecular function: potassium channel activity; identical protein binding. The record is from RefSeq and is a predicted model, not a curated record. NCBI's taxonomy places the organism in Eukaryota, Metazoa, Chordata, Amphibia, Anura, Dicroglossidae. Bases 100 to 999 code for a protein of 299 amino acids.
UGUGUUCAGCAGGGAAGUGCAGGGCAGAGUGUGAAGGCUGUCCCGGCUCGGAGAAGACAUACAGCUGACUGGAGAAGAAGUGAAGAGACGGCUGGCAGCAUGGAGCUGAUCACCGAGCUCUCCGUGGAGUUCUCCCGCCUGUCUAUGUUCCCUUUCUUCGAUGGAGCUCAUUACUUGGUGUCGGUCUUGUCAGCCAGGGAGCAGGCAGGUGCUGUUGAUGUGGCAUCGCGAAGUCCUAUGGCAUCUUGGUUUAGUGCCAUGCUCUGCUGCUUUGGUGGGGGAAUCUUAUCAUCUUUAAUGCUUGCAGAACCUCCCAUAGUUAUCUUCUCAAACAGCACUAAUAUCAUUUUUGCAUCUGUGAUUUGGUAUAUGGUAUAUUACUUUCCACAUGACCUGGUCUACAGAAUCUUCAGCUUCCUACCUCUCCGAGUUGCUGCUGCAGCAAUGAAGGAAGUGACCAGAACUUGGAAGAUCUUAUCUGGAAUCACACAGGCACAUAGCCGUUUUAAGGAUGCCUGGCUUGUCAUGAUUGCAAAUGGCUGGGCUAAAGCUGCAGGUGGUGGUCUGAUUUCUAACUUUGAACAACUAGUCCGAGGUGUCUGGAAACCUGAAAAUAAUGAACUACUGAAAAUGUCAUUUCCUGUUAAAGUCAGUCUAUUUGGAGCUGUUUUGUUCACGCUGCAACAAAUUCAGGUUCUCCCUAUAGCAAGAUACCACCUUAUGUUUAUCUACACCAUGUUUCUAAUUACUACAAAGGUUACCAUGAUGAUAACACGGACUUCCGCUUCUCCAUUUCAACCCUUUGAAAACGUUAUGAGUCGCUGGCUGUUCGAGCUGCAGAAAGCCCCAACAGCAGCUGAAAAAAGACCCCUAGCCAAUGACAAAGUAGAGCCAGAAGUAAAAGAAAAAUCUGACAAGGAAGUUGAUGGCGAGAAAAAUCCAGAUUCCAGUGGAACCACAAGAAAGAGAUCUGUUAAAAAAGUAACUGAAACUGACUGAUAAACCUGGAAAUACUUGGUUGUUCAU